UUAGCGGAAGGAAGCGCCCAGCUUGGGGCAGUGACGUAGUGGAGCGGCGGGGCUCGGCCCCGGCCCCGGCCUCGGCCUGAGGCCGGCAGCAUGUGGGGGGCGGCCGAUGCGUUCCAGAUUUUCAGCCUUCGCAAGUCCUCUCGUUGAUGAUUUCUGCAAAAUAGGAUGAAUGCUCUGCCAGUGGUUGGUGCUUGAGUACAAUGUUUGGAUUAAUGGAAAUGCUUCAAAGAGCAUCAGAAGAAUUCUCUCCAAAGAUGGAGAUUCCUGAGGAGGAGAUGGAUACAACUGAUACCCAAUGGGGCUGGUUUUACUUGGCUGAAUGUGGCAAAUGGCAUAUGUUUCAGACUGAUUCAAACACUCAGUGUUCAGUUAGCAGUGAAGACAUUGAAAGGAGCUUCAAAAUGAACCCGGAAGGCUCUGUUUCUUUUACUACUGCAAAAUUUAACUACAAGUUAGACUUUUCAGUGAUGAAACAAACCAAUCUGACUACUGGAAAACAGCGUCCAAUAAAGCGAGCUCCCUUUUCUAUCAGUGCUUUCAGUUAUAUCUGUGAAAAUGAGGCUAUCCCAAUGCCUUCACACUGGGAGAAUGUAAAUACAGAGGAACCGUAUCAGCUUAUUCCUUUGCAAAAACAAACAAAUGAAUAUAAUGAAGUUUCUAGUCUCUUUGGGAAAACAAUGGAUAGCAACCGAAUUAAAAGAAUUCAGAGAAUUCAUAAUCUAGACUUGUGGGAGUUUUUUUGCAGGAAAAAAGCUCAGCUAAAGAAGAGAAGAGGUGUCCCUACCAUUAAUGAACAAAUGUUAUUUCAUGGUACCAGCAAUGAAUUUGUAGAAGCAAUAUGCAUUCAUAACUUUGACUGGAGAAUAAAUGGUAUGCAUGCUGCUGUGUAUGGAAAAGGGACCUAUUUUGCAAGAGAUGCAUCGUACUCCAGUCGUUUCUGCAAAGACGAUAUGAAGCAUGGAGACACUUUUCAAAUCCAUGGUGUCAGUCUGCAACAUCAUGUGCUCAGAAUGUAUAAAGUUAUGUUUCUUGCUCGUGUUUUAACUGGAGACUAUGUCAUUGGAGAUUCCAAAUACAUGAGACCUCCUUCAAAAGAUGGGAGCUUUGUGAACUUAUUCGACAGCUGCGUGGAUAGUACUUGGAAUCCAAAGAUCUUUGUUAUCUUUGAUACCAACCAAAUCUACCCUGAAUAUUUAAUAGAGUUCUGUUAAGUUUUGCAAGGAGCCAAACUGAAUAUUAGGUUGGUUGUGAUGGAUGGGCAGUAUGUCUUUGCGAAGGAAAUAUAACUUACAAUUUUUUUUUAAAUACGUUGUGGUGAACAGAGAUGGAGAUGUGAAGGAAAAUCUGGCUUACAUCUGUAAAAUCCUUUUGGCUGAAGAUGCAGAGUAUGGACUGUUUUUACCAAGUAGAAUCUGAUUGGGGAGGAGAAGAGGGACCAGAAGAAAGAUCAGAGAGACCUAAACUCCUGAAGAAGGGGAAGUGAGGUGUUAAAUGAGUAAAAACACAUUGGCUCUCCCUCAUGAGAUUGCCUCUUUGGAUCCCUGCUCUUGGAUUGUUGCCCUGUCACACAGACCAUAGAUAUACUCAAAGUUGUGUUAGUUUUCUGGCAUGGGAGGGAGCAUACUACUGCAUGUGCACAGCCUGGCAUUAUGACCCAGCUAAUAGGGACAUGUAUCCCCUCCUCCCUAAGUCCUUUAUCUGUGUCUGUUCAUGGACUCUUGCAGUCACACCAUGUGUUAGUUGUUUGUGUUCUUUGAAAUUUCUUGGAAACUUUUUUCCUCAACUUAUCUUCUUCAGCUGCUCAGGGCAGGGACUGUGGCUUCCUUUGUGCUUGUACAGUACCUAGUACAAUGGGUCUCCUGAGUGGGAUUUCUGGGUGUUAUUGCAAUGAUAACCAGUGAUUGGUGCUACAGAACGGUAAACCUUCACUGAUCCACAAGCCUUGUAAUACACACAUGCAUGCACACACAAUAAGGCGACAUCCACACUGUGAGCGAGGGGUAUGAGUCCCCUGCACAUGUACGCAUACUUGAGCUAGCAUGAGUAUAAAUAGUGUAGCUGUGAUAGCAUGGGUAGCAGCCAUGGAGGAAUGGCUAAGCCAUCCCAGUAUGAGUAUGUGUACACAAGCAGAGGGAAUCGCCCUUGGGUUGUAGUGAACCCUCCCGACUUCUCAUUAGAGAUUUACUAGCAAAUGCAGUAGGGUGUCCUCAGACUAAGUCCUCUUUAUUUUUAUAAAAUAUGCUACAAUACAUGUACUUGGACAUUAUGAAAUUAAAAGAAGUCAAAAUAAAAAAAAAAUUGUACUCUUUUGUUUGUUCACUCACUAAUUUCCAAAAUCCAGUAACUAUUUUCCUCAAGUCUUACUGGGCUGUUGUGGCUAAAAGUAACCAACAAAUCUGUUUUUUAAAAGGUAUGUAUGUUUGGCAUGCAUACAAUAUCUUCAAAAGAUCAGUAUGAUUUAUGUUUACCCUGCUUGUGUUUACUUACACCUCUAUAGCUUGUCCACUCUGUGCCUUUCUAUUUAGACUCAAGGGAAUUGAGUGGAAAAACCUUAAUCUCACCAGUCCAAAGUGCCAUGGAGGGUGGUUUCAGCUUUUCAUCUAGUGUCCACUCUAUCAGCUUUCCUGGUACAAUCAUCUUCAUCUGUAUUGAUAACUCUUGAUAGUGAAGCUGUUUACACCAUGUAGACAGCUACUGUGCAACGUCUUGGGCUUUAAAAAAGUUGAAUGGUAGUUCUUAGUUCUAAAUCAGAUAAAUUACAAGGAGGAAGUUGGUGUAUUUUUCAUUUGAUUGGAAUAACUGUAGCCACCGAGAGAUUCUAUUUUGUGGUUUUUCAUAGUGUGUCCUUCAGAUCCAGACUUACCAAGUCCAGUUUCAGCCAUCAGUGUUCAGAGGUGACAUCUAGAGAUUUAUACUGUAUCUCCUCUGGCAAGGCCUCCUGUACCUAGACUCUUUCCUUGACAACCAACACUAUGGCAUUGAGGCAACUGAUUCAGCAUGUCCCCAAUACUGGUUGUCACAUGCCUGGCUGAGUGGGCAUUUCUGUCUCUUUUGAGUUCUUCUCCUCACUUAUAAGAAGUGAGGAAACGAUCAACUACAGUGGAUAACUCCUUGCAUCCAACUUGUAUUGAGGAUGGUGGGGCUUGCUGCCAGAUGAAAUAAAAAUGGCAACUGUGUUCAUAGCAUUCAGAGCUAUGAUGUCAACCCCGCACCUCUUUUCCCAAGCUUUUACAGAACAUCAACCUUGCUCAUGCCAACACUCCCUCUCUUCAAAUUCAGUAAUAAUGACAUUUUAAACAAACAACAACCUGCUAAACUUACCCCUUUCUGGCAAAAUAAAGAAGGGGAGAAGAGGGAGAGAAAGAUCAUUGAUGAUAUUAUUCUUAGGAGGCACUCAGCUACUAUGGAGAAAGCAGCCAGUAUUAGAACCCAGUUGGAUAAAGAAAGGAGAUUAGUGUCAGUUGGUCUAGAGAGAAAAACAAAUGAGGGUAUUCAGUCUCUAGCGGGGACUCCACCGUUUUGAUUGUCCACCAUGUGCCUUUUCAAUCUCUUGUAUUAUAACUAGAUAUUCAAUUUUUGAUUUAUCCGGAGAGAUCCUGCAAGCUGUUUAAUAUCUCAGUUGCGGAGCAAAGCAGAGAAGCUUUUAUAAGUGAUGGUUUGAAGGACUCAGCCAGAGAUUUUAAGGUCUUUUUUGGAUAUUCUUGCCCCAAGUAUCUGACUUUAUCAUGAUCCUUUCCAUCUUGCUGCUGGCUUGCUUCUCCAGAUAUCAGACUCUCCUAUAGCAGCCAUUUUGCAGGACAGUGCUAUGUGCUCCAUUACCUAGAUAGAUCUCAGUCUUUCUAAAAGGCACAAAUAUUGUGUAUGGGAGAAAAAUUCUCCCUUGGACAUAUCUCAUUCCGGAGGUGUUCUGUACAAAUUGACGUUUGUUCUCAGACUUGUUGCUUGCAAGUAAGCAUUCCAGUAGAUAAAGGCCUUAACGCCCAUGUUGUAGGGGCCAUGGCAGUUUCUACAGCUUGACAGAAUGUGUCUGGGUGAGACAUUUACUGAGUGCUUAUUGGAACUAGAUAUUUUAAAUCCAGCAUUACACUUCACAGCAAGGCCAGGACAGAUUCCAUUUUGGGGAAAGUUGGCUUGCAGUCCAUUUUUAACAUACCAGUAAACCAAAUGCCAGGAGGUGGGCUGAAGUGUGCUUAAUCAGACUCCAUGAAUGGAGUUUAUUCACAAGGAAUAAAAUCGUUGCCAGUACCUGAUGGUGGUCUUCAUGUAAUUGGCCAUCUGGGUACCUCUCUUAAUGUGCAUGUGGCCAAGAUUGGGUUAUUUUAGGGAGUGGUGUCUAUUGGGGCUGCAACUGCAUCUUAGAUGUCCUCGUGUCAUUCCACCUGAGGGCACAAACGAUGGAGCAGACCCAAGUCUCCCUCAGUCCCCUUUUACCACCCAUGGCAGUGAGAUGGAGUCCUGCAGUAUCCACCAGCUUCUCUGAGACUCUGUUGUUGCUAGUGCUAGUCAUUAGUUAAUACAGUUGUUAGGUAGUUGGCUUUAAAAAACUUUUUUGCCUUUUUUAAGUCUUCUGUGUCGUCCUCUCCACCCACUGGUUCUCUGGGACUUGAGUUGUUAUUGGCAACACUAAAGGUUCAAGAUUUAAGACCUGCUGACCCUGUGAUACGUCCGUGCCACUCAAGGAUGUGCAUUCAAAGUGCCAUUUCUGUUUAGGCAAAAGAUAUGUCUCUGACCAAUGAUCCAUCUGCUCUUUUUCUAAAUGGACUCAGAAGACGUGGGAUGUCUGCCUAAUGAGAGUUGUUUUUUUUUCUGGAGUUCUCUAUGAAAACCUCCUCCGAUAAGGAGAAGGAUGUAGCUAAGACUCAAUCCUCCUGCCACCCCUCCUCAGUUCAUGCCCCUAUGAGCUGUGAUUCCACCCCGAGCUCCAAGGCUGAGAUGGGUGAAACCCCUGUGGUGUACUUCUUCAGGAAGGGGUAGGAAGGAUACGAGAUGAGACACGUCUCCCUAUUUGAGGAGCCUCUAAACAGAGACACAAGUUCACAUUUAUUAGACUCAUCUCAAGCUCUUCAGCUGGUGGGGCUAAGAUAGGUUCCUCUGGCACCUUGAUACUGUCUAUAAAGAAUGCGUGUGGUACCAGUUAAAUCGGCUCACUCCCUUUCCUCUGGCUGUGACUCUUCAGCAAUCUUUGUACCAAGCACCUUGGUACUGUCCCUUUAGUGGCUUUGCCCUAUUUGACACCAAGUAACCUAUUUGAGCCCAGUGCCAGAGUCUCCCUGACUAGCUCAUAUGUCUGCAGUACAAGCUAGGCCUUCGGUCACUGAAAUCACAGUACCACAUAUAGCUGUUGAGACAUCUGUGCCAUCUACUUCCCCUAUACAGGUAGAAAGGGUGCAGGAAUGCUACAGUACACCCAGAAGGGUAGCUGUACUCCUGGAGGAAGUAGAUUUCUUUUCAUCUUCUCCAUUGGAAUAUAGUUAAAGAUACAUCUAUUCAUCCCUCUUCCCUUCCAGAGGCACCACUUUGGAAGUCAGGGAGGGAUUCCAGGGCUAUUCUUUGAGCAGCAAAAAUAAGAAUGAAGUUCUUGGCAUCCUGAUUUUCCUAGGUUACAGCAGAGAGUAAAUUCCACUCACUUCACAUGCCAUUUAUAGGCCUUGGCUACUCUUCAUCUAAAAGACAAAGUAAAAAGGCCUGCGUUUUUAAAUACAGGCUGCAGCAGUGGUCACAUGGUUCAGCAAAUAGAAGUUGAACAAUGAGAUUCAAAAUGCCAGAUGGUCUUGCUGGCUGAUACACGUCUUAAAUGCAUGUGGUGAUUGUGAGGAGCACCUUGUAUCUUUAUCAACAGUACUGUCACCAGACAAACAACUCUCUUGGACUAAUUUUCUAUUAAAUUUUUUAUUUUAAAAAGAUUACAGAGUUUAAACAAGUUAAACAAGCCAGAAUAAAUAGAGAAUGAAGUUUGGCUCUGUAGAGAGACCUGGAUUUGAACUAGGAGACAGGGCUUAGUUCCAGUACCUGCCAUUGAUGUGAUAUGUAACCUUGGACAAGUCACUUCACUUCUAUGCCUUUUUCCCUCCAUCUUUUGUGUCUCUUGUCUGUUAGUCUAUAAGCUCUUUGGAUCAAGGAUUGUCUAAUGUAUAGUUCCUAGCACCACACACCAUUGUACAAAAGAAAAAUACAGGUACCGACUGCAUUAUUGUGAGAAGGGUAUUUAGGUCUUCAGGUGAUCUUGGCAAUAAUUGAACAGCUGGCAAAUUGCUCAGAAAUCAUCUGCAAGGAAUAGUCUCAGGAAGUACUCUUAAGACCCCAACAGAGUUUUGAGACUCAACUAGACAUGUUCCAGAAAGAGAACAUGGGGUAUGUUUUAUGUCAAGGUCAAUAUUUAUUAAUCAGCGAGAGUGACUUUUAAAAAGCUUUGUCAUGUAAUGUGGCUGCCUUAAAUUUUUAUAAAUGCAAAAAACAAAGUUAUCA
Molecule: messenger RNA, 6465 nt
Organism: Chelonoidis abingdonii (Abingdon island giant tortoise)
Lineage: Eukaryota; Metazoa; Chordata; Testudines; Testudinidae
Gene: PARP11
Product: poly(ADP-ribose) polymerase family member 11
Cellular component (GO): nucleus
Molecular function (GO): NAD+ poly-ADP-ribosyltransferase activity
Source: RefSeq, a predicted model, not a curated record